Molecule: messenger RNA, 15328 nt
Organism: Paramuricea clavata
Lineage: Eukaryota; Metazoa; Cnidaria; Anthozoa; Malacalcyonacea; Plexauridae
Source: the annotation of a GenBank genome assembly
UGGUGCACCAGGGCAAAUGUCUCUCUCUCAAGGAAUCUUACCUACCCAACAACCACCCUCUCACACGGCCCUACCCAUCCACCCACGUCCUCUGAAAGAUGAUGUACCAUCCCAACUAACUGCCUCCCAUGGAGGUACGCCUACCCAACAAAUGCUGCACCAAGCCGGAAUACUCACGAAACCGAACACAAUUCCUUCAAACGAUCUAUUUAUAUCACCAAGUAGAGAAGUAACUGUGCAGUCUGCCCCACCUAUACCGUCUAGAGAACAUCGAAGUGGACCAGUCCAGUCACUAGUGGUGGAUGAAACGAGACUGAAUAAAGUACAAGGAGAGUUGAAAGAAGCUAAUGAUCAAGUUUAUGACUAUCAAAAUAAAUUACAAGUAUCAGAAGAAAAAUUAUCACUGGCCGAAAGAGAGACGAUUCGCUUAGAAAAGGUACUGUACGAUAUACUGUUACAGUACCAACUAUGAAAUACUACGUGAGUUGCUUUUGACCUUAUUCAUAAAUCAUGAUCGAGUCCUCGUAUUCUAGGAUACUAUUGUGCCGACGUUAACGGCUUGUUUCUUGUUGUUUAUUUUGAUUUUUGUGUGUGUUGUAAGAUUUUGUGCUCACAACGAAAGCUAUAAACGACUAUAGUAAAAAACGACCGGUUUUGUCCUGUUUUUUUUGUGUGGAAAGUCUAAAAAUAUGACAACGUAGCGGUGGUGUUUAUUAAGAAGCGAAAAAACAGUACUUUACUGAGAUUCUAACGUCAAUACAUCCGUAAAAAAUCAAAGCAAGUCACAACAAUGGAAUGUAAGUUUAUUUUAUAAUUUGAUAUGAAUAUGAAAGAAAACAAGAGUUCAAAAAUCACAAGAAAACGUCAAAUGUUAUUGAUUCGCAUGGAAAAAAUAUUAACUGUGCCUGGGCUCGAAGACAUUCUGCAAGCAACUUACAAGUUUAAAAAGUAAAAGAUACAAUACCUGAGUGAGUUGUAAUCUUAUUUCUUCAGUCUUAUUUCUACUUUGAUAUUUUGUACGAUUUUGGUGUUGUAGACUUUUUGUGGCCUUGUAGGCCCUUGCCUUGUUGGUUGGUUGUUUUGGCCAUACAAACUAUAACAAACAAAAAUUUCCUUUUCCGAUUGACACCAGCAUCUUUUACGUUAAAACAUCACAUUAUAUUUUCUCUGAAGUAUUAUUUCAACUUUCAUGCUCAGAUUUAUGGAUAUAUUUUCGGAAAAAACAGUUUGUGUUUUAGUUAACUUUUUUAUUUACUCCUACCAUCGCCGACAGCAAAAUUUUUCUUGUCAAUUUUCCCGCGUUAUCCCCCGUUUCCUAGGAUACGAGGCCUCAUCACGAUUUAUGAAUAAGGUCUAUGUGCUUGGAAGACCGGUGCAAUAUUGGAAUUUCAGGCAAUGUAUGCUAUUGAUAAAUAUUUACAUAGAUAAAUUUGAAAUAACUGUUUUUAGUCGAAAUAGGUCCUGCUAUAAUGACAUUUAUAAAAAGUUCUUUUUCCAAAUAAAAAAAUAUGUAAAUGUCUUGUCCUUUAUUUUAGCUCUUCGAGCACGAGUAAAGAACAUGGAUUUUCUUGCGCCAUCGCAUUCUCCCAGAAUGCACCACGACCUCGUUUUUCAUGUGCUGUAUGUGGAAUGAACGUGUGGUCUUUAUACUCAUUUUUGCGCAGCGCCUUUCCUCGUUCAUAUUGUACAUGUCAGCUUCCCUUUUAGAGCUUAGAAGAAAUGAAGAAAAAAUAUACGGAAGCAACAGAUGUCGCUAAAGAACAGUAUUUAGAAAUUGAAAGACAAAUAGAGCGAUAUGAUUUAUUACAGGUAAAAAUAUAUUCACUCUGACACUACAGAGAACAACGGAAAAUUCUGGCUUCUAGAUCGUUGCGCUAGCCGUUCAGUUAUCGAGUCAGCGCGGGGAGUGGUAGCUAGUUUUAUCUCCGAAUUGAGUGCACGGAAUAUUUUGGCGAUGACUUAAUAACGCUCGAUAAACAGAGCUAUAUCUCUGCAUGUAGUGUCAGAAUCAAUAUGAAUCUCUGUGGAUGGUUCUGAAAUAAUCACAUCUAUCGAUAGAAUAGCAGUGCAUGUGUGCCCAGAAAACCACACCAUAUGCAGUAUAUAUAUAUAUAUAUAUAUAUAUAUAUAUAUAUAUAUAUAUAUAUAUAUAUAUAUAUAUAUAUAUAUAUAUAUAUAUAUAUAUAUAUAUAUACCCGAAGGGCGAAGGACGUUUUCAAGACCGAUGGCACAGUUUUUCUCAUGCGGACCGACGCUGCCGGUAAAUAACGUGUUUAUUUUUUAUCAGAUGUAAAAAUUAAAUUCAUUAAAAUUCCAGUGUUGCUUGCGAACUAACUUGAGAUCAGUGCAGUUGUGUAUUUUCAAAGCGAGGCUGACAAAAAUUGAAAUUUGAAAAGUUGACUGAUAUAAAACACGAUACGAAAACUCGAGAAAACUGGCAAGAAACACACAAAAAGACGUAUAGUUUUCAGUAAAAAUGUACAUGCUUUUUUCAUGAAUAUGGUAUAGAAGAGAAGCUUUGGAAUAAAAACUUUUAUGCCUGGCGUUUUGGCUUUGGCAAAAUCAAUUGCUCCUGACAACGACAAGUUCAUGUUCAGGUCAGAUCAAAAACAUAUAAAAAUGAAUCUGUUUUCAUUUAAUCAACGUUUUUCUAAUAAAAGGUCAAUGAAAAUGGUAUGUUGUUUUUAUAUUUUUGUAUUUUUUCUUGUCGUUUCACGAUAAUAUGCUUGAAAAAAUUGUGUUUAAUUUAAACACAAACUUUUACUUUGUUUACCAUAUUUAUAUCAGUGAAGAAUGUAUGACACAAAUGGGUACAGAAUAUAUUCGUGACUUGUUUUCACUGCUGCAAAUAAAACUUUUUUUAAAUGGGAAAACAUUUAUUUUACAAUAACUGUUUAAGCUGUAAUUUUUUCGCUUUUAAGUGGCCGAAUACAUGAGCAUUUAAAAAAUAUGUAGCUUUCUCGACGUAACUUUUAUACAUGUCGAAUAAUUUUCCGACAUUCAGUCGCAUUUCUAUAAAAAUAUUGUCAAUUCUGGUGAACAUCGUGCUUAGUAUGAAGUCUUUAGGGCUUGAUGCAAUUCAUUUUUGUAUUCCGACUAUCGUUAGGCUAUGUUUUUCAAACGUUUUUGGCAGAUUUUUUCUUUUAAAAAAUUGUUUCACUCCUCAGUUUUUGUCGCGAAAGCCAGAGCGGGCAGUUGCAUUUCACAGCGUGCAGUUGCGUUUCAGAGCGGGCCGGAUGCAAAAAACCGGCCCGCUCUGAAAGGCUGUCAGCCAAUCAGAUUGCUUCAUUUUCACUGAUAAAAAAUAAAAACGAAAUCUUUUACUAUCAUGAACGAAAGAAAUUAUGUAUCGAAGAACUUUUUAUCUAGAUUGCAGUGUCACGUUUCACCAGAUAUUCGGUUUUCUUUAAUAAAGGAAUGAAGACAUGCAAGCACCCUGGUAUUUCUUCCCUCCUAUUUAACAAAAUCAUUUGGAACAGAGUUCAUUAUGUUCAUCCUUAAAUAAUUUUGAUGUCAGCAACCAUAAUAAAGUCUUCACUAAGAUCUCAUUUGCAAUUGAUGUCCAUAUUAUUUACUAGUUACUUUAUUUGCAUUACUUUAUGAAAGAAAAUGAAAGAUUUAAGCAUAGAACCAUGUAAGUAAAAAUACGUCAAAGAAAGUACUUUACAGUUUUGAAAUUGUUCUUUCGUGCAGGAUAAUAGACAGCUUCGUGUCAUAUUAAGCCCUAGCUUCACUAUACUGUAUAUGAUACUCUAUGUAUGGUCAAGCGAUAUUACAUGCUAUUUAAGCCAACGAUAUUAUUUAAUCAAAGCUGUUUCUAUUUUCUAGGAUCAACACGAAGAGCAGUUAAAGAAAUUGAGGGAGGCAGGACAAGAGUCCUUCGCAUUAAUUGUGGAAGAAUACAAGGUGUGUCAUACUGUAAAUGAAUAAGUGAUCAGGAGCGAACACAUCACGAAAUAAUGUGGGUGCGACUUUAGGUUGCCAACAUACUCUCUCUUGAUGCUGCGAACCUCAGUUUCGAAACCUUAUAGCCAACAUUUCUUGGUUUUUGCUUAAAUAAUAGCCAAACAAGGCUUUCGUGUAUGUAGAAUCAUUGUUUCAUGUUAUUAAAGGAAUACCGAAUGGUUUUCCGUGCAAGAUUGCGUGAUCCAUGCACGCGGGAUGUUGCGAGACUUUCGGAAAGCAUAAAAAUAGACGAGCCGUAGGCGAGUGUAUUUUUACGCUUUCCGUAAGUCGAGCAACAUCCCAAGUGCAUGGAUCAUGCUAUCCUGCACGGGAAAACCAUUUGGUAAUUGUUUUAUAAAAUUACUACAGUGAAACGACGCUUAACUUGAUUAAAAUUACUGAUGAAAUGUUCAGUUCUCACAACAUUCGUGAAUUAACCAAUCAGAGAAUCGCUAAUCCACACUAUUGAAAACAACAACAUAUGUGAACAGAAUUUGAUCGCAAAUUCGCGAAAAUAUACAGCGAAAAUACAGGGACUUUUUCGAUAAAAUAUACGAAAUUUGAAAUGGAAAACCCGCUAAACAGAGAGCCAAAGUAGUUUUGAAGAUUCUCGACCUGAAUAUGUCAAGAUUGCGAAGCGUUUGAUCAACUUUGAAGACAGAGAUGUUAUACUUGCAUGCCAUGGUCUGAUGAAUUUCAACGCUACGCGUUGCUACUUGCUGAAUAGCAAUGUAUUGAUCAGAAAUUUAUUCAUACAACUAUACCAACGUCUCAAUAAUUGGAAACUUACUUCAAAGUCGAAAGGUAUCAUAAAAUGAAACUUUACAAUGCGAGUAUAUUUGUAAAAUUAUAUCCAAGAAUUUCUGUUCAGAAUUUCGCGUGCAGGAUUGUCUGAUCCUGCACGGCUGUUGACCAAUCAAAUUGCGUGUUUCACUGUAGUUAUUAUAUAAACUGUUUUACUGCAUAGCUAAAUACCUAAAAUCCGCCACUGCAAAUGGUGUGCGAAUGCAGUCAAUGUCAGAGGUCAUUCUGUAUAACAUGAUACUAUACUCAUGCUCAAUAUUUUAGCUGUUUUAAAGAACCAUCAUGGAACCUUCUGUGUUGAUCCUAAUGUGUCAGUCCAAUGUUUUUUACUUCUUCAGGAAUUAUCAAAAACUGCCGUCGCCCAGGAACGAGAGAAGAACGAAAAACUCCUGCAACGAGUACUAGAAGAAGAAAGAGAAAAAUUUACAACAUUCGUCAAUCAACAGGUUUAUGUAGUAUUAAUGUAUUUUAAUAUCUUACUAUAAACAACAAUAUAUUAGUGUAAACAUUUAACGAAUGCUACUGUAUAUUACUUGACUACUGUUUAAUGCACCAAUUCGUUAAGCAAAUGUUCUAGGACAAUUAAGAAAACAACUAUGACACACACAAUGUUGUGGGAGAAGGGUUGUCGAGGAGAAAUGCUCCGAUUAUACUUUAAACUGUGGCCAAAGUGUCGCCCCACAGACUCACUAUUACAGCAAUAUGAUUAUGAUAUAAUUAUAUGUCCUCAGGGGGUCGUGGUUCCCCCAUGUUGGACUUUACCCAAGGGGUAGUAGAUCCCCGAGAUGUGCAUCCUAAAUGUCCAAGGGGUAGUAGAUCCCCGUGAUGGUCAUUGUUUACUUUAAUGUCCAAGGGGUAGUACAUGUAGAUCCCUGUGAUGGUCGUUGUUUACUUUACAAUACACUGUAUAAUACAUUGAAUUGUGUGAGUCUAUGGGGUUGAGGGUGACCUUUGGGAGCACUCCAUCCCCAAACAACCAAAUAUUUUUAUUUUUACAACCAGACUUGCAAAGUCAAUUCCAAUACUGUAUAUUACAAAAUAUAGAUGUGCCUGUAAUAACAUAUUAUUAACCAGUAACUACUCCAUAAUACUUUAUCUAUAACACUAUAUGAAUUGCAUUUCAUGUGAAUCUUGAUGACGGAUUGCAUAUCAAAACAAUAUUUGCAGAUUUGUAUUUAUUAUGUGAUACGAGUUAUGAUAUAGUGGUGCAAAAUUCUUGAAGGGUGGGAUGGGUGGUAUUGGAAUUCCCCACCGUUUUAUAUACAUUAAUCCGCGGUUAUAAACCUGCAACCUUAUCCUUAGUUCAGCAUAUACAUGUAACAACUGUCAACAUUUCACAUGUAUGUUUAGGGGGAGAAUCUUAAGCUGUUGGUGAAGGAAGAACAAGCGAAUAAUUUGAAGAAGUUAGAAGAUGGUUUAGAAGAACAGAAAACAAAACAUCAAGUGAGUUAUAACUGUAUGUUCUGCCAAUAUUUACUUGGCUUGAUAGUUGAUAUAUACACUGUAACACAGAGUGUCUCAGAAUCUAUAUACAUGUAUCACUGUAAGUCUCGACUUUUGAGCGAAUCGCCAUAUUUAAAAUCAUAUAGAAUGAGGGGGGGGGGGGGCAAAAAAAAAAAGCCUCUAAGGGGGUACCAAAAUCUUAGUACUAUAGGUACGGGAAACAAUUACAUUUUAUAACUAUUGUUGAAUAUUGAAUGUAUUUGUGCCCAGAUUUAAUUAUUAUUGUUGAAUAUUGAAUGUAUUUGUGCCCAGAUUUUUUCUAUAAUUAUUAAAUCAUCACAAGGUAUAUGUUUUAGUCGGAUUCAGUAUCCGUUGAACUUUUGGAGUACAAAUCUGAUACACCUGAAUUGUCAAUGCUAACAAGCUCACACCGGCAUUAGAACUUGAUUAACCCGAUGAGGAAGUGUCACAUUGAAUGGAAGCAAAUGUUUUCUAUUUGAGAUAAACCCCAAACAAGUUUUUCUGUUUGAUCUUACCCUCAGCCCAUCGCUAGUAUGUCAGAAUCAGAAAAGCCUGAUGACGAAUCGGAGACUGCGGAAAAUGUUGAGGAUAUGGUUACCACUACAAGAAGUGGGAGAGUUAUCACAAACUGGAGAGUUUCGAAAUAUAGAUAAACGCAAGACAAAUGUCAAAACAGAAUUAAUGAUAGAACGGGGGGUAUGAAAAUUUUCACUUACAUUGAAGGGGGUUACGAAAAUUUUUCCAUAGGUUUUUGGGAGGGUAUGGAAAUAUGUACUUGAAAUUUCAUUUAUCCUCCACCCCCUCUAGUAAUUACUUUAUGACCGGUCCCUAAUUACGAAUACUUCAUGUUGAAACAAUGUUUGGAAAAUAUAGGCGAGGGGUUGUUGCAUUCAUGUAUUUCUAGUAAUAAAUUGUAAUCUUCAUAUUAUUAGACUGAAUUGAAUGAAUGUCUUGAAGAAGAACAGUUGCGUGGAAAGGAAGCCAUUGAAAAGGCUGUAGAGGUACAACAUUGUAGUUUGAUAGGGAUACAACUACCUGAAAAAUACCAGAAGAGCUUCGGCGUUUUGAGCGAACUAACCUCCCGACGAAAGGCCUUCGCUCGAAACGUCGAAGUACUCCUUAGUCUCCUUGUAUUUUUCGGGUAGACACUGGAAACAAAUUUGUGAAAUCCAGACAAUGGAAUUUGCAAUUACAUUACUAAAUCCAUAGUACAUCCAUAUUAUUUCCAUACAAUAUCCAUAGUAUGGAAAUUGCAAUUAGUAUGAAAAUUGGAUUUCCAUACCACUUCCAACAAACAUCAAUGCUAUUUUGAAAACAAAUUCCAUGAAGUUGUAUCUUUAUCAAUCCGCAGCUUUCUUAUUAUUGGUACUACCUACACUGAUCAUGACUGACACAUGCAGACCUUUCAAGAUUAUCGUACAGCAUUGUACACCCUUCUCUUUGGCCCUUUCACUUUGCCCGGUGGCUUUGUUCUGGGCGAGCGGAUGAAAUGCUAGUUUUCGACAAGGAAAGACUUGUUGUUGUGAUGAUAUUAAUUCGUGGGAUAAAAUCAGCUCGCUGAAGUUAUUGCGUGUGUAAAGGCCCAUUUCCACUCAAGCAGAAUUUCCACGGACAGAAAGUUUCCCGAAAAUAUCAUUGUUAAGAGAUGAAAGUAUUCAUUUUACCAACGAAAAAUAUGUAUCGGCCAAUCACAUUUUGCAAAAUUUUCUGCGGAGAAUUUUCCUGAGUGGAAAUGGGCCUUAAAAUGUUGUCUUUCUAAUUUGUUUGAGAUGCAAAUGCAUACGUAGUGAAUUGAAAAAUACGGCUAGAUUACUAUGACGUAACUAUUGUACUGUACAGAUUGAUUCUCCUUAAUAUUUACAUAUCCUGCUACCUACCGUCAGGGCCUUUCAGGGGGGGGGGGGGGCAAUUUGCCCCGGGCCCCCCCAUUUGCAAAUUAAAAAAAAAAUUGGAAGUUUUCUGAUAUAAAUAAUGGUACGAUAAAAAAUUUUCUAAACCUAAAUUUUAAAAAGGGAUUUAUCCGGAAAAAUUUUUGUGAACCUGAAUUUAACUGAUGUUCGUCCCGAAAAAUUUUUUGAACCUUUUUUAAUGUCCGGGAAAAUUCCCCCCUCCCCCGCUCGCCAACAUUUUUGGGGAAAAAUAGGGGGCCCGAAAUAAAAAUUUGCCCCGGGCCCCCGAAUUUCUCUGAUAGGCCAUGCCUACCGUAGUCUUGUUAAUAUGCAUGAAUAUUUACAUGCUACUAAAACUUUCCAGGAGGAACGAGCUCGUGGGAAAGCAUUGACGGAGGAGUUGACAAAUAAUCAGAAAAAAGAAUUCGAAAAUUUUAUGGCAGAGCAAAAGGUAUUUAAAGUUGUAACACAAUACUGUUUGUGAAUGUAUAGUAAUCUAACUCUCCUCAGUAGUUUCACGUGAAGGGAGAUGAUGUACUACUUCUGGUAAAGAAAGUAGAAUAAAUAACAACAAUUGAAUAAUAAUAUACAUCCAUAGGCAGCCCAGCAAAAUGUGUAUUCACUUAAAAAUGCAUUAAACGCUUAAAACUACGUAUAAAGUUCGUCUCAAUUUGCUAUCAAGCGAUUUAUUUGUGUAGCUCAUUAUACAUGCAGAUUCCGAUGUUUACGUCAUUGUAUUUUCAUAUAGUAUAAUAUCCUAAGGCGGGCAACUCUUACAAAAACAUUCACACACACUAUUACCUUCGCUUCAAACAACAACAAGAACACCGCUACUUUCUGAAAAAAAAAACUAGAUACAAAACACCUUGGAUAUAAUAUACUGCAGUCAUGAUUUUUCCUCGGAAUUUGCCGAUUUUCAGCAGCCAAUGAGCAAUAGCCGAUGAUUUUUCCGAUGAUGACGAUUGUGAAGCAUUUUGCAUAAUAGUGUGUGUAAAUGUUUUUGUAAAAGAGUUGCCCGCCUUAGGAUAUAAUACUAUAUGAAAAUACAAUGACGUAAACAUCGGAAUCUGCAUGUAUAAUGAGCUACACAAAUAAAUCGCUUGAUAGCAAAUUGAGACGAACUUUAUACGUAUGUUUAAGCGUUUAAUGCAUUUUUAAGUGAAUACACAUUUUGCUGGGCUGCCUACUGUAUGAUAAAUCUGAACAAACCUUAUCCGGACACGCACUGUGAAACACAAUCUCUGCUUCCCUCAUCCACUGUUGAUUUCCAAUAUGAUAUGUACUUGAGUGCUGCGAUGUGCCACCCACAUUUUAAAAUAUUUUCAGCAAUACUGAAAUUCUGUUUGUCGUAAAACUGUAACUUGAAAAUUCCUGAAUGUAAGUAUAAAAAGGCAUGCAUAAAUAAAGAGACAUUAGAAGUCCAGGUUUUGUGGUUGUAAGUUUUGACUAACAAUCUCUAACCAAAAAUUUUCUGCGGCUGUAUAAUGAUGUGUUUUUUCGCUUUCAGAAAAUAUUUGAAGAAAAUCUCGCAGACGAAAGGAAAGGGACGGCCAAGCAAAUCAAGGAAGUUUUAAAAGAAGAACAAGAACGAGCAAGGGUAACUUAAAAAUUGUUGGAAAAGCGUAAAUGAGCUGGUGAACAUCUUGAAGCACGUGUAUUCCUACGUACGACAGUUUUACGUUUCUUAAACAUUACACUCCAUUACACCAGCGACUAUACUUAACAUGUUCCAACACUGCGAAUCUGACAGACAUUACUUGCACUAAAAACGUGUUUCUAGUCAGGGGACGUUUAGCUACGUUUUCUAGAUAAGCGGUGUUUCAAAGAGAAGGGCGCCAACUCUAUUGCAAUUUUCUAUUAAGGUUACAGGACACCCUUUUUGGCGUUUUGCGGAAAAUCGCUACUGCGCGCUCAAUAUCAGUCCGAUUUGAAUCAAAUUUUCACCAAAUGUUCGCCAGUGUAUGCAAAAUAUGGUAAAGUUGUAAAAUUAACAAACAAUAAAAUAAUAUAAGAAUUAUUCAGGAAAAUCUUAAAUCGCGGUACCGUUACGCUUUUGAGUUAUGCUCCUGCUGGUUUUAAGUUAUAUUUAUGAAAAUAUCAUUUUUAUACAGUAAAAUAGUUAUUCUAAAAAAUUGUGUUCGGAAUUUUUUGUUUAUUUCGUUAUUCCGCUGAUAUGGCGAUUUCUUUGACGACUGCAAUAUAUUUCUGAAUUGUUUGAGUGAAUUGCUCUUUAUUAUUAAAAUAUCCAAAAUUUAAAAAAAGCCGAACACCAUUUUGAAACUGACGUCUUUAGCUAUGUCCUGUGAAAAUUUGAGAAAAAUUGGUCAAAACCUGCAGGAGCACAACUCGUUUAAAAAUCAGUAAUUGCCGUAAAAUUCUUCAGGAGAAAAUUGAAUUUGAAUAUUACAUUUUCAAUGUUUUUCUUAUUGCAGCGAAUUGUAUUUUAUUAAAUAACUCUGCGAGUUUUCAACAUUUUUCGUUCAAACUUGGUCAGAUAGUAGAACUAGUCUAGUGCUUUCAUGGAAACCAAUAAAAAAAAUUUAGGCAAAAUUAACCCUCAAAGGUGUUCUGUAACCUUAAGAAAAGACUACCUCCUGAUCCUUUCCGACCAUGAAUGGAACAGAUUUUGGCUACGUUUACACUAUAAAGGCCCGUUUACACGGGCGAUUUUUGCUGCGAUUUUAGUUGCGAUUUUCUCGUUUUGGAGGAUGAGUAUAGAUUACUAAAUGAUGUUGUUAUGAGAUUUCAUAACCUGGAACAUUUAUAACUGAUCUACUCCUUCACAUCCUCCAACAUGAGAAAAUCGCAACUGAAAUCGCAGCAAAAAUCGCCCGUGUAAAUGGGCCUUAAUGGAUAGCUUUCCAUAGCGGCGGCGCGAUAAAGCACCUAUCCGGAACGGAAUGUACAACUUUCAGAAGCUGAGCGAAAAAACAUCUCUCCGUUGCAACAAUUUCUCUGAAAAUAGCGUUCCUAUAAAAGGUACGGUUAGGUAUUUUUUCACGUCGCUAGCUAUCCGGUACAGUGUAAAUGUAGUCUUACAUUUUUCAUUCCAUUCUUAGAGGUACAGUAGUGGUGAAAUCUAGAACUUCUUUAUUUACUAAUGUACAAAGAGAACCCCUACGCACAGUAAUAAACUUUGUAAUUUAGUAUAGCAUAACCCUAAUCAAACGAAGAUGUGAGUCAAUGAGAGACAGCAUUUUGGGAGUUUGGUGAGAGUUUUAUCAGCCGUCAUGCUCAGAUCAAACGAGAACAAAAGUUUCAUGACAGUUCACUGGAUAGUACAGCGUGUAAACACCUGUAAUCAAGUCUCGUGAAAGUUUAAAUCGACCCAAUGUUGAUGAGAGUUGGGCGGUCAUCCACUCUCAUUAAGUCAUUGAUUUUUAAAGCGGGUCUAAUUUUGUAAUUACUGUAUUGUGUAAUUAUAGUUCACUAAAAUGCAGGCAUUGCUGCGCAGUAAUGCCUUUUCGAUGUUCGCCGAUUAGCUGUUUUAAGGAAAAACGUAACGUCCAAGUUAAAUAAGCACAAGUCACUCCGUUACUAGAAAUGCAUUUUUUUAUGUAUAGAAUGAUUUAGACGAAGCAAUGGCAGAAGAACGUGAAAAAACUCGAGAUGUUGUCGCUGUUAUUAAAGAAAAGACGAAAGAAGAUAUCGGAGAGUAUAUAAAAGAGAAGGAAAAGGUUUGUGACUCUGGAGGAAGAGCUAGUGGAACACUUUGACUUCACUGCUUGUGGCUUCAAUUAAGUGGUGUUUAACUUAUAACUAUUUUUAGCACUUGUGAUUAGGGCAAGCUAGACAUGACAAUUGGUUGCCUGCAGAAUAAAAUUUACUUGCUAUCAUGUCUAGUUUUCAUGCCCUCACAUAUUAGCAUAAUUUGAAGCAAAUGAUUGCAUGCAGUAAAUGUUGAUUUAAUGAACAUUCUAAUCUUAUAUAUAUUUUCCUUAACAAAGUAAUUUCAAGACUUAAUCAUGAAUUGUUGAUUUCAGCUGAUUUGCCAAUAUAUAAAGAAUCAAAAACAGAAUGCAUAACAUAAACAAGCAAACAGUAAUUCAUUUUGUGUAGCAAUUAAUCAGGCAACCAAGAAGCAACUUCUACAUGCGUGAGAGGGGGGGGGGGGGGGGGGGGGGGGGGGCGGGCGAGGGGUUGCAGUUUAGAGCCUUCUGGAAUAUAUAUUUCAACUUGAUUUGGUUUGAUUGUAUUGCGUUAUUCUAGAUUAGAAUUUUUUGAUGUAGUCUGUGACGACCUAUGGGAAGUAAAUACUUACCUUAUAGAAACCGAAACAAAUUUUCAUAUGAAAUUGUAGAUAUGGAAUCAUGAGUAUUUGAAACAGAAAAUCGUACGGAUUACAAUCAAUUUCGACCGAGAGAGACAAGCUUACUAGAAAUAUGAACUUAAUAUGUAUUUCACCGGAACGCAGAAACGCCAUCUAACAUAAAAUUCCUGACCAAUUGAUAUUUAUGUCUAAUCAUUGCUUAUCAAUUUAUUUCUUAUGAGGGAGGAGAGGGAGGGGAGGGAUUGCAACUUAAUAGGGAGGGUGUUUAUUAAAUUUCUUCCUUUAGAUAAUAAAGGAGUGGGCAUAUUAGAGAGGGCUCCAGGCGUUUAAUAUUUCAGAGGGCGGGGUUUAAUAGAGCAUUUAUGCUACUAAAUCAAGUAACCCAGACAGAUAUCGGUAAAGUGUAAAACGUUUUCCAUUACAGGAUAACAAGUUCUUUGUUACAAAAUCAACCUGACGUUCUCCUUGACGAUGUCUUUUGAGUUUUAACUGACGUUAUUUGCGAACACCGCCGGGUUGACAAUUAAAAAUGUUUAGUCGCCCAAGGGGAUACCAACGAAUAAGAUCUGCAUGGUCACCAAAUUUAAUAUCAGGUCUCCCUAUAUAUUAUUGUGUUAAGAUAUUUGUGUAUAAAUCACAUAACUACCGGCUGUUUAAUAUGUUUCCAAAUUUUGUGCAAAAGCAGAAUGAAAUGCUUGAUCACCGAGAUAUUUUAAAGCUUUAGGAUUACUUUAUUAUAUUAAGUUUUUUCUCAAUCAUUAUAAGAGGGCUAACUUGGCAAAUAUCUGGUCACCAGAUGAAAAAUUUGAUGACCUGGCGCCCGCUCAUAUCAAACCCUGUUUGCGAAUGAUUGCAUCCUCAGUCUUUUAAGAUAUACGGAUAUAUGUCAAUCCUAACGUUUUUAUUAACAUUCUUGUAGGCUGAUGAGGCUGUACGACUACGGAGUUAUCAAAGCAUGGAUCUGUUUUUACAGGGAGUACAAACCCAACUUCGUUCUCUCGUCAACAAUAGCGAUAUCCCACCAUCUUCAUAAAAUAUAGAGUGUAUAGUUAGAUAGUUAUUAACCCAUUUAGAAUAUGAAUACGAUAGUGCAAUAUUUUCAAUAAACAUUAGGUCGAGUGUGUUUGGUUGAGUCAAGAACUCUGAAGAACUCUUACAUACGUUGGGGGUACAGAAAGACACAGAUAAAAGAACUUGCCAUUGCCACAAACACACUCGACUAUUUCAGGUAGUAACAUUUGAACAUUUAACACCUUCAGUAACGUAACUUACCCGUGUAGAUAGUUAUAGGUGCAAAGGGUGCAGUUUACCAAACAUUUGCAAUUAUUUGGAUCCAGGUUAAUUAAGGGAUAUGUUGCAAUUUGGAGUAUCGACAUGACCAUCCGUUUGCACCUAUCUCACCGAGUUACUCGGUGGAAUUGAAGCGAUUCCGAAUGCCCGUUUCAAGGGUGGGAUGGUGGGAUUUUCCAACUUGUAUUUGAAGUAAACUGGCGAUAUGUAUCCGCCUGGCAAUGCCGCACUGGCCACAAUGAACUGACACAUGUUAUAGUAUACUCUUCGCCUUUGUAGCAUGAAACCCAUCCCCAGGCUCCCCGCGCGCUGUUCGUUAGUUGUUGACCUUGGUUAUUGCAUAACCUCGUAUACUUUCGUAAAGGUCAAUUAAAGGCCCUGUUACACGGUGCAAUUUUUCAUGCAACUUGUCUCGCAAUGUUUAAAAAAAAAUUUGAUAAUGCAUUGCAAGAGGUGUUACACGCUGCAAUGAUAUUCAUGCAACUCGCAACGAUACGGGACAGAGGCAUGCGAAGAGAAUAGGGAGAGGCGCUAUUUGGCGCCAAAUUUUAUUUAAAGUAAAGCGUGUACUGGGGAGAGCCAAUGGGAACUCUCCAAGCAUUAAGCAUUGCGAGACAAGUUGCACGAAGCCAUGUUACACGCUGCAAUGCUAAAAAUAAUUAGUGCAAUCGUUGCCAAAAGUAGAACCGACUUCUACUCUCUGCAAUGCUUCAUGCAACUUGUCGCGCAACGAUUUUGACCAUUGCAAGGCAUGUUAAACGGUGCAAUGACUCGUGCAACUUGUCUCGGAACGCCAUUGCGAGACAAGUUGCAUGAAAAAUUGCACCGUGUAACAGGGCCUUAAGCCAAGGUAUACUCAGUCGCAAUAAAUUUUUGUAGAUAAUUAUGUAGGCGUUAACUGUGUUGGUUGAUUGCAUGCCGGAAUUAAUGUGAAUUAUAAUUGUUUAAUAUUUGUGGAAACAUCACGUUCAUUUUAUGUUACUAGCUUUCAAUCUAUAAGCCAGCAUGGAUCUUGCCCAGUGUAGUUAUUAUAGUACCAAUGAAUUUGAAUUUUUACCAAUGAACGAACUUGAAUCCGACGAAACGUCGCGAAAGCCGAGGCAAGGAAGUAAACGUGCAUGUCCAUGCACAAAAGAAAACAAUUACGUGUGUUGUUGCUAAUUACCUACAAACUCAAGGACUUUAUUGUGGUUUAUUGCAAUUAUGGAAUAAUUUAUGGCAUGAAGACAAAAAAGUGUCUUUAAUUAAAAAAACAAUAUACGGUUGACGUUAAAAAAAAAGCAAAAUACGUGAUCGCGAGUAUCCUUUUAUCUCCAAACUGCAGCAAAUAGAAAUAUUAAGAAACUGAAUGUCUACGAAGUCCUCUCUUCUGAGAUAUUUGCCCUUGUCAUGGGCAUGGCCAUGAAAACAGGAUAGUUUACCGUAAAAGCAACGAAAGUUUUACAUGUUCUUUUAGACUGAAAUCCAGGCUUAAGCUUAAGCCUGGAUUUCAGUCUAAAAGAACAUGUAAAACUAUAAAAUAGAUUAAUGUUGAAAAUGUUUAGAUUAUCUCUUUUCGUUCUGGAGAUAUUUAAUUUUGUUUGAUAUGUAAAUGAAAUAAAUCUAUGACAUUACAGGCGAGUAAAAUAUUUGCACGGGCGCAUGAAGUUUCGUUAAAAUCAUAAGC